Messenger RNA from Pseudovirgaria hyperparasitica, 1151 nucleotides. RefSeq lists its product as uncharacterized. The coding region runs from base 257 to 970 and encodes 237 amino acids. NCBI's taxonomy places the organism in Eukaryota, Fungi, Ascomycota, Dothideomycetes, Acrospermales, Acrospermaceae. The record is from RefSeq and is a predicted model, not a curated record. The transcript has a single exon.
CAAACCUCAAGACACCAUGAAAUCAAUACAUUCACUUUCGCAUCCAAUAUCCCGAACCAUUCUUCACUCUCACUAUCUUUAAAGAAGUCAUAUCUCAUGCCUGUCUAAAUUCCUAGAACACGCGUAUUUACCAGAACGCAAGGCCACUACUUACCCGUCUAGGCAGCCCUGUUUGCCAUCCAACCUCGAGACGUAAAGUUGAAGACAAAGCCUCUAUAUUUGGCAAUUAUGCCAGACAAACCCGUUACAUCAAAUCAUGAGUGAGGAUGAACAAAGCACACGCGUGGCUGUCGAGACCAGCCUCCUCGAAUCAAUGUACCCAGAUUCCAUCCAAUUCGACACAAACCUCCAGGACCUAACAUACACCACUCUCCAUGCCAAGCUCAUCGUUCGCUUACCAUCCACUUAUCCAGCAUCAAGUCCUCCCGAUAUCAUUAGUGCGUUUACAAAGGGCACUCAUCACGUCGACCUGCGCAGCCAGAUGAAAGGUGCCGUAGCACGUUUACCUGUGGGUGAGGAAAUUCUGGACUCAGUGAUUGCUGCAUUCGAUAGACUAGUCGAGGAGAGCGUCCACGAUUCUACUGGACUGGAUCCGAUCAGCCGGGCAAGUGGAGACGAGAGUGCAGAUGAGCAUGGGAAAAAGACAGUGCUGAUAUGGCUGCACCACCUGCUCAACACAUCGAAGCGGAAACAGGCACUGGCCUCGGCGGAUGCGGCAAUAUCUGGUGUCUCGAAGCCAGGGUACCCAGGCGUUCUGAUCUUUUCGGGGGCGGCAACUAAUGUUGAUGAGCAUGUCAAUGGGUUGAAGGGACUUAAUUGGGCUGCGUUUCAGGUACGGCUUGAAAAGGACGAGGAGUGGGUGUUUAGUCACGGGACUGGUGUUAAGGAGGUGGAGAGUAUGGCGGACGUAGUCAGGGAGAUAGGGGAGGAGCGAAAGGAGGUAUUUCUAGAGGUGAUGAAGAUGAAGUGAGCGGCCCACGGUAAACAGAAUAUCGAGUAUUGUCAUUACUUCUAUAUGCACGCUAAAAGGCAAGUUCAUCAGCAUCAUCGUCAUCAUCAUUCCAACCCAGCAUAUCGUAUAUAUUCGUCGCCGUAUUCUCGUCCCUUCCUGCCUUCGUAUCGACGGCAAGUGGCUUCUUCACCGGUGUAGU